UUUUUUUUUCUGUUUGAGAGCUGAAAUUGUUCAGUUAUAAAAUCCCAAGAACUAGAWGUCUAAAGACCCUCCUGCUCAACCUUAGACUUUGUGAUUUGUGAUAAAAUUUUUGAGUGCUGGUAAUACAGAUACAAACCAAACUGUGAUAGCUUCUGAUAAAACAACCCAAGAAAGAUGAGGGCCAAGUUGGAGGUGUUUUAAUUGCCUAUAUUCAUCUCUGAACAAAUCCUGUGACUGCUCUUCAGCAUCUACAUUCAUCUAGUCUUGUAAAUGUCAUAGCUGAACUCUCUCAAGGCUGGCACCCAUGCGGUUAUAUACCCUGUCCAAGCGGCAUUUUGUCCUGGUCUUUGUAGUAUUUUUUGUUUGCUUUGGUUUGACAGUCUUCAUAGGAAUAGCAGGUCCUAAUGUUAUUGAAACUUCUGUAGCAAGAACUGACUUAAAUAACAGCCUGAAGCUGAAACCAUUUAAUUUAAGUUCACCACCAUUGUCUACUUACAAUCAGCAGCUGUGGCUGACCUGCAUAGUUGAGCUGGAUCAGCAUGAUGUAUCCCUCAAGAAGAACGUGACCAUGGCAGUCAAAGUGCUGGGGGUGGUGAAGGAUGGAAGCACGCCGUUUGUUAAUAAUCAGGUUCACAACCGGACAAGAUUGCUCAACUGUGCACAGAAAUGUACUGAAAUCAUCGUUGCUCACCUUGGCUACCUGAACUAUACUCAGUACAACAUAUUUGUAAACUUUGAAGAUCUAGAUAAGUUAACUUACACUAUCCAGAAUAUUACUUUCACAUGGAAGACGUACAAUCCAAACUUUUCACAGGUGGAAAUCUGGUUCCGAUUUGUCUUUGUAGUUCUUACUUUCAUGGUCACGUGUCUGUUUGCACAUUCUCUGCGAAAGUUUUCCAUGAGAGACUGGGGCAUUGAACAGAAAUGGAUGUCUAUCCUUCUUCCCCUCCUGCUACUUUACAAUGAUCCAUUUUUCCCCCUUUCUUUUUUGGUCAACAGCUGGUUUCCUGGAAUGCUAGAUGAUCUAUUCCAGUCACUGUUCCUGUGUGCGUUGCUGCUGUUCUGGCUUUGUGUAUACCACGGAAUAAGAGUGCAGGGAGAAAGGAAGUGCUUGACUUUCUAUCUGCCCAAAUUCUUAAUUGUUGGACUAUUGUGGCUGGCUUCUGUUACAUUAGGAAUAUGGCAAACUGUUAAUGAAGUACACGAUCCUACAUACCAGUACAGGGUUGACACAGGUAAUUUCCAGGGAAUGAAAAUCUUCUUCCUUGUGGUGGCAACUACAUACAUUCUCUACCUUUUGUUCCUGAUAGUGAGGGCAUGUUCAGAACUUCGUAACAUGCCUUAUGUUGAUCUCAGGUUAAAAUUCCUGACUGCGUUAACCUUUGUAGUGCUUGUCAUUAGCAUUGUCAUACUCUAUCUACGCUUUGGAGCCCAAGUUCUACAGGACAACUUUGUUGCCGAGCUGUCGACUCAUUAUCAGAAUUCAGCAGAAUUCUUAUCAUUUUAUGGUUUAUUGAACUUUUAUCUCUACACACUAGCCUUCGUGUAUUCCCCUUCAAAGAAUGCACUAUAUGAAUCACAGUUGAAAGACAAUCCUGCAUUUUCUAUGCUGAAUGACUCGGAUGAUGAUGUGAUUUAUGGGAGUGACUAUGAAGAAAUGCCACUUCAGAACGGACAAGCUAUUAGAGCCAAGUAUAAAGAAGAAUCCGACAGUGAUUGAUGAGACAUGGACAGACUUGUUAGCUGGGAUCAAGGCAACUGUUUAAGUUUUUCUGGAAGGACCGUUUUCUUGGCUUUCUUACAGCCUGUUGUCAUCAUCUGAAUGCUGUCUGCCAGGAACAACAUCUUGCUUCUAUUUCUGUUUACAAAAUCAAAACUGAAAAAAAGAAAGCUUGAAAAAGUUGUGAUGGAAACUUAAAAGAAACCAAAUUUUUUUUUAACAAGUCUUAGAAAAUGACUGAUAGCAGGAUGUCUGUGGACUAAAAUCUUUAAGUCUUUUUCCAUUUAGAAGUGUCAGUGAUUAUGUGUUGAUUUUAUAAUUCCUUUCAUGCUGUGUUUUUUUAAUUACAGCAUACUGUGUUUAAGCUCUUGCACCUGUGCUAGUUCCUUUGCAAAUGCUCCAUGGCUGUACUAAGUGCCUCUUUUCCUUUCCCUUUUCUAGCUUACUCAUUUGAGCUGGAGGCAGGGAAUGAUGGUUUUAGUUUUAGUUCUGUUUAGUUUUAAUCAUUAUUACCAUUAUUUUUUAGAAAUGCAAGAAAACACUGGCUUUCCAUUCUUCCCUUGAAGAGGCAAUAUUAAUUUAAAACCUUGGAAUUAAUUUAAAUGCAUUUGUCAGAUCCRUUGUAAGUGCAAGAUACACGCAAGAGAUCAAGUUCUAGUGACCCAAAUGUAGACCAUGUAGUGCAAGGUAUUUCAUGUACUAUAGCUCUGACUUCAUUUGUCACCACGACAAAAGCCUCCCCCAUCCCCAGCAGCCCUUUCAGAGGAAACUGCCGGGGCUGCAGCAAACCACCCAAGGCAGCACAGAACUAGGCAGCCUGGCUCUUCCCUGUCCCGGAGAAGAUUGUUACACUUGCAGAGUACACAGCUUCACAGAGAGGUACAGUUGACUAUUUCUUAACAUUUCAUGUGAAACAUUCAUUUCAUUUUUCUACAUGAGGAUUUUCCAUGUAGUUGUAUGUAAACUGGGAAGUUAAUCUGUGUUCUGGGAACAGUCACAGGUACUCCUUCGUUGAGCUUGGAAGGAAUUUGCUUUUGAGCUAACUCAACUUCAACUGCCUUUCCCUUAGGCACACCUCCACUGCUGCCAACACAGGAAGGCAUUUUUACUAGUCCAUUUUGUGAUUAUCUGUAUUCCAGUCUGUUCUGGGACAGAUCUAUGUGGGAAUUCAAUAUUUGAAUGAAUGCUGCUACUCUUUUUUAAUCCCUAGUCUCCCACACCACCAUUCAGUUCUAUAUUUAAGUGAAUGUUGUUCAUUUCUAACCAAUUUGUAUGCUUUGCACUUGACCUGUCUGAAAGUCUCUCUUCUCAUGGAUUUAUACUUGCUAUGUGCUCUCGUACAAUUUCUCUGACUCUAGAAAGCAAUGACGGAAUAUGAAGGAGCAAUGGCAAAGGCUUUGACAGUGACAGGGGCUUACGCUAGGAAAUUGUACUCAUAAUUAAACUAAUUUAAGAAUAAGUGUGUAGUGAAGCCCUACCAGCUUUGCUGGAUCAUAUUGAGGGAAAAAAAAGAAAGAUUUGUGUGUAGAUUUGUUCUGCAUUUAAGCUGUAGCUGUUCUAAACCCUCYGGUUCCUGCACUUGGAAACAGUGCAAACAGUGGCUUGGUACCUGCUCAAGGUAAUUAAAGGGUGACUUCACAGGAGUGCACCUUGCUUGCAGGAGAUCAAAGGAAAUGCCCUGUGGAAUUGCAUCCCUGCUCUCCUCAAACUAGCUCAGAUGCAGUCAGUGUGCUGCUCAAGAUGAGCUGUGUGUGUUUGUGAAAGCCUUCUGAAAUUAAUGCAGAGCUGUGAAAAUUGUCAAGGAUGUUUGGAAGUUAAAACUUAAAUACCAAGAAUUGUUUAUUUGGUAGAAACUAAAGUACUGUCAUAUGGAUAAAGUAGAGAUUGCCAGAAAUGAGAGACGGCUGUCUCCGUGAAUGUAGUUUAGAACAACACACGGGGAAAAAUAAAAUAUUAAGCUGCACUCUUGCCAUUUCCUGUAGACAUUUUUCUUUAAUAAAUAUAAGAGAUGAUCUUUUUAUCCCCCAAAGAGGAGACCCCAGCCUCAUUUUUAGUGUUCCGCAGAUGGCCGUUUUGGGGUACGUACAGCUGCUUGAAUUCCCAGUCAGACUUGGGAGCCAACUGAGUGGCCCACUGUUCCCAAAUCCUUUUGGCUUCCAUUGGAGUAACAGUAGGCCUCGCAACUGGGGGGUGGGGGAAGAGUCAGAAAUCAAGACCUAUGUGAUUCUCAUGCAUUCAGCUCUCUUGGGCUCCAUUUUAAAUUGUUUUGACAAAAUGUUUCUUUUGGUAGAUGGGUGAAACGUACUGAUGUUUCCUGUAGUCUGAGCUGAUUGUUACGAUUAACCCCAAAAUACAGUGUCAUGUUUAGGGGUCUCAUUAACUGAAGAAACCCUUUUUAAUCUCACCUGGAUAUUUUUUUUUCUAAGCAGUUCUCAGCCCAUUGUGUCUGCCAUUUUGUCUGCAUUGACUUUUCUACAUUAUUACAUUCAGAAAAGAAAUAGGUGAAAAAGGGAAAUGUACAUUUCAAAAAGUAUCUCAUUAUAAAAUUAUUAUUAAUAUUAUUGUAGAUACUAUUAUUUAACCAGUUUUGGUCCUGUAAUUAUUUUGCAUUUCAGAAAUGUUAGAGCAUUACUGUAAGCUUGGUCAAAGUGCCAGGGCAUCAGGGCAUCAAAUUUAAUAUAUGGUAAAAGCAAAAGCAGUGAAGCAGAUUGGGAAAUAUUUUCCUAGCAAGAAGUUUCAAUUUCACUUUUCCUAUCUGUGAACAAUUGGAAAGCAGGGGCAGUGUUUGAAGAAUAUUACAAUAUAGAUUGUAAACAGCUUGGGGGUGGGCAGCAUAGGUCACUUCUGAGUAACGUGURUUGUGUUUGUGACCUAAGGGUGAGAUGGAAGGGAGCUGGAAGAGACUGAUCUGCCUUUCAUUUAGGUAACACUAAUUUGGUAUUUGCAACCCUCAUGGAACUGUAUAAAACGGGGAAAAUAUGCAGCAGGCCCCCACAGUAUACAGAGAAACUGCUCCAAAAGAUGUCUUUAUUAAACAAGUGCAAUAGUUUCAUGUUCACAGUGACCACAUGGGACUUGUAAGGAAAAUGAYUGCUUUUUUCCUGUAGUAUUUGCUUUGUAAAAUACUUAGUGUUGGAAACUUCGCUAGGAUCUCUGAAGAAGAGAAAGCAUAAGGCUCUAAACCAGUAAAGAACAGCCAGUCCAACAUGCCCAUUAACUGAUCUGGGAAAAAUGGAUGUUUCCAGCUAGGUGACUUGGGUCUUUCUAUGAGUCACGACACCUUUGCAUCUGUAGGUGACAGUUUUGCCCAUUUGCUU
Molecule: messenger RNA, 5037 nt
Organism: Nothoprocta perdicaria
Lineage: Eukaryota; Metazoa; Chordata; Aves; Tinamiformes; Tinamidae
Gene: TMEM181
Product: transmembrane protein 181
Exons: 17
Coding region: 305-1720 (471 amino acids)
Molecular function (GO): toxic substance binding
Source: RefSeq, a predicted model, not a curated record